GUGUGAAGACCUUAUCGAUGAUAGUAGCUCAUUCAUUAUCUAUGUACACUCGUAUCUACAUACAGCCGCUAUAUUAUUGUUAAUAUAGAUAUCUUACCCAUUAGCACAACAUUACGAGUAUAUGUAUAUGUACAAUCUAUUAUAUUCUGUGAAAUCAGAUUUAGUACAAUUUAUUGAGCCCUGCGUCGAACCAGCAAUUAGUUCACCGUCUGCGCCCGUCGAAGUCGCGUCGUCACUUCACUCCGAAGUUCUUUAGAGCACAUUAGCGUAACGAAUGUUGCCCGGCACCGUCUUGGGAUCGCCGCGUGAUCACUCCGCCACCAAUAUGGAUAAUAACAAUACAAUUAAAGCCAACAAAUCUUCAUUCUCCAUUGACAACAUACUGGACCACAAAUCGCAAGUUCAAUCCGAUCCCAAGAGACAAACACAGUCACAGUCACAGUCGAGUCCUGUCAUGAGCAGCUCUUCUCCAUCCCUGGGUACAGCCUCUACGGCCUUUACCGCCUCCACAUCCGCGUCGCCGUCCAUCUAUGAUUUAUCCCGCGAGGCGAUGGCCGCACAAUAUGCUCUCAAGAAUCUGGAGCCCAGCUCGGGGACUUUGCUGUCACCGACCACGCUGCGCUUCAAUCCAGUCUAUUCAGAUCCCGCCUCGUUAUUCUAUCAGCAAAUGCUGAAUCUGCAGAAGAAUUCUUCGCUCUUCAUGCCACACUUCCAAGCUGCUGCUGUGGCAGCUGCGGCGGCUGCGCAGCCAGCUGCAUAUUGUGAUCAGUACAGUCCGUUCCUCGAUUGUGAAGGCUUCAGCAACCCAGCAACAGCUGCUGCGGCACUUUACUGCAAUGCAGCUUAUCCGGCGGCCAGUUUCUACAUGUCAAACUUUGGGGUGAAGCGCAAAGGAGGCCAAAUUCGGUUCACAUCGCAACAGACGAAAAAUCUCGAGAAUCGUUUCUCCAGCUCAAAGUAUCUGUCGCCGGAAGAGCGUCGUCAUCUGGCGCUGCAGCUAAAGUUAACCGAUCGUCAGGUGAAGACAUGGUUUCAAAAUCGACGCGCCAAAUGGCGGAGAGCCAAUCAAACCAAACGCAAUGGGGCAGGCAAUGCCUCAGCCACGCCCAGCUCCAAUGGGGCAGGCAGCAUACAGACUGGCCGCAACAUGCAGCAGCAGCAACAACAACAACAGCAGCAACAGGCGGCGCAUAGCGAUGAUGAGGAUCGCAUGUAUUUGUCGGAGGAUGACGAGGAUGAUGAUGAGGAUGACGAGGCUGAGCGGUCGGAGCAGCCAGUCAUAAGUUAG
Drosophila albomicans is the source of this 1288-nucleotide messenger RNA. It is a transcript of the gene HHEX, whose product is annotated as homeobox protein Hox-A7. The coding region runs from base 275 to 1288 and encodes 337 amino acids. NCBI's taxonomy places the organism in Eukaryota, Metazoa, Arthropoda, Insecta, Diptera, Drosophilidae. The record is from RefSeq and is a predicted model, not a curated record. Gene Ontology annotation, molecular function: DNA-binding transcription factor activity, RNA polymerase II-specific; RNA polymerase II cis-regulatory region sequence-specific DNA binding. Gene Ontology annotation, biological process: regulation of transcription by RNA polymerase II; cell differentiation. The transcript has 2 exons.